Messenger RNA from Chlamydomonas reinhardtii, 2417 nucleotides. RefSeq lists its product as uncharacterized. The record is from RefSeq and is a predicted model, not a curated record. The coding region runs from base 311 to 862 and encodes 183 amino acids. Lineage: Eukaryota; Viridiplantae; Chlorophyta; Chlorophyceae; Chlamydomonadales; Chlamydomonadaceae. The transcript is spliced from 6 exons.
UUGCUGCAAACAAAGCUCAGUAUACAGUAGUACAGCUUCCACCGUCUCGAUAGGCUUUGAGCCAGCGAGGAGUUCCGCGAAACAAGCGCCACUCUGACCCGCUGGUCUUUUCUUGCCCGGUAUCGCCCUUUCCUUCUGCACUUCGCUCUUGCGACCUACUCUACUUAUUCCGGAGUCUACCCAGAGGUCUGUGCUGGAAGGCCGGUCGCUGGCCCACUGCGUUGCCCUGUCGAAAGGCACCGCCAACCAUGCACCCAAACGCACGCUGGUGUACCGUCUGGUCGACAGCGACAGCGAGGAUAGCAACGUCAUGUGCACUGCGCAGACGGAGACCGGAGGAGCAGGUGACCUGCUGGAGGAGGUCGGGCUGGGUGACGGCAUCGAGGCGGCCAAGUGGGUCUGGUCUGAAACCACGAGGGCGUCAUGUCGUACAGGAGUCCGUGGUAAGCGCCUGGCUGCCAGCGUGGAGGCGCUGGUGGGGUGCCACCUGGCGGCAGCGCCGGCAGUAGCAGCGCCGGCAGUAGCAGCGCCGGCAGUAGCAGGCUGCAGCGGCGGCGGUGGCGGCGGCGGCGGCGGCGGCGGCGGUGGCGGCGCUGUGGCGCAGCGAGCGGCGGUGGCGGCGAUGGCCGCGGCCACCGGGUACUGCUUCCGCGACGGCGCCCUGGCGGCAUGCGCGGUGACGCAUGUGAGCUGGCCCGCGCUGGCGCCCUGGACGGCGAUUGCGGUGGAGGGCGACUGCGAUACAGCUACUGCCGGCGCAGCCACUGCCAGCGCGGCUGCUGCUACUGCCGCUCCCAGGGGCACGAGGGGCGCAGGCGGGCACUACCAGAUGCUAGCGGCGCUGUGGGGUAUCGGUGAGUGAGGGCAAAGGCAAGGGAAAGGGCAAGGGAAAGGGCAAGGGCCAGGGCAAGGGCAAGGGAAAGGGCAAGGGAAAGGGCAAGGGAAAGGGCAAAGGCAAGGGAAAGGGCAAGGGCAAGGGCAAGGGCAAGGGCCAGGGAAAGGGCAAGGGCAAGGGCCAGGGAAAGGGCAAGGGAAAGGGAAAGGGAAAGGGAAAGGGAAAGGGCAAGGGAAAGGGCAAGGGAAAGGGCACUGGAAGGGAGCGGAGGGUGGGAAGGAAUGAAGGGGAAGGGGUGGGCCGGUCGCGCACUGGUGGGGACGGCCUGUGGGACAGCAGUGGCGGAGGCUGCACUGGGUGCCAUCUGGCUGGACAGCGGCGGCGAGUGACCUGGCGGCGUGCGAGCAGGUGGGCAGGCCUAAGUUGUGUGUGUGGGUACAUGUGUAUGUGUAUGUGUACAUGUGUAUGUGUGUGUGUGUGUGUUUGUAUGUGUGCGCGAGGCGUGCGGGGCGUGUGCAGGUGUUGUUGUCACACGUAGGUGUGGCUGGCACGCACAUCGUACCUCGCACAUUGGUCGUGCACUCAGCUCUUCUUCGUUUCCUGUGGCGUGACCUGCUGGGGCAUGUGCCAGGAGGGCAGGAGUAGACCCGUAGAUGCAAAGGUCAGUCACAGCGCAGGUCGCCAUAGGCCAAGACCCGAAUGCACAUGCACAAUGCAUGUUCAUGCACGAGCCCGCCCGCCCAAGCCAGCGCCGGCAGAGCCAUUGCCACCCCAUCCCACCCUGCCCAAACCCUGGCGCCUUCGAGCCCGGGAAUGGGGCGGGAGCCAGGCGGUGCAGGGGAUGGGGCGGGGGGCAGGCGGUGCAGGGGAUGGGAUUGGAGGCAGGCGGUGCGCAAAAGCUGUGGUAGGCAGUGUUUGCGUGGCCCACAGAAGUGGGGCGGGGCUGGAGUCGGCGGCUCGUGGAUGUGGAUGGUUGCAAGGCGGGUGUCGUUGAGGCCGUGCAGUCUGAAUGUAGGCGGAGGAGUGGCGGUGGGGCGGGACUACCCGGGUUGCUGCUGGGGACGCGGAGCUUGUGACAGGUCCCGACCUUAAUCGGCUGACAAAUAUGCGGCCACGCGGACGGAUGUUCAGGUUUCGGCACUGAGAAGUGAGAACGCUGCAGGGCCUUGUGUGCAAGAAACGCAUGACAGGAGAAGGUCAACACGGAGUCACGGACGCGGUUCGGGUAGCACGUACGGCUGUAGAACAGGGUACGGCCGACUAGCCGAGCGUAGCCAUGACUGUCUUCAAGCGUGGCUAUCGUUUAUCUUUUGGGCGGUGGCGCGAGAUUUAUAAUGCAAGCUUAGGUACUCUGCAAGCGUAAGCGUGGGCAGGCAGGGGUGGCACACACUGCGGUGCGUGCGCUCACCCAUGCCGUAGACGGCCCCUCCUGCCCCCCUCGUUGCGGGAUUUCAGAUUUCCAAAUGACAUCCACUCGUGCCGUUGCUUUCACCCAAGCCAUACAGCCCCUUUCGGGUUGAUCCCUCCAAGGUGACUCACAGCGCCCUCCCGUUCAGCCAUGCACUGAUGUCGCAUGCAAUUC